Messenger RNA from Psammomys obesus (fat sand rat), 5733 nucleotides. It is a transcript of the gene Rwdd1, whose product is annotated as RWD domain containing 1. The transcript is spliced from 7 exons. Lineage: Eukaryota; Metazoa; Chordata; Mammalia; Rodentia; Muridae. Gene Ontology annotation, molecular function: protein binding. The record is from RefSeq and is a predicted model, not a curated record. The coding region runs from base 122 to 850 and encodes 242 amino acids. Gene Ontology annotation, biological process: cytoplasmic translation.
CAAGUCCAGGCCGUCUCACCUAGACUGCGCGUGCGCCCGCCCGGCAGCCGGCGGCCGCGGUCUCCGCUGCAGCCUGCCGCCAGGAUAUCGCGCUGAUGCACGGGCAGGAGCGCGGGCCACGAUGACAGAUUACGGCGAGGAGCAACGCAACGAGUUGGAGGCUCUGGAGUCCAUCUACCCCGACUCCUUCACAGUGUUAUCAGAAAACCCACCCAGCUUUACUAUUACUGUGACAUCGGAGGCUGAAGAAAAUGAUGAAACUGUCCAGACUACCCUCAAGUUUACAUAUAGUGAAAAAUACCCCGAUGAGGCUCCACUUUAUGAAAUAUUCUCCCAGGAAAAUCUGGAACAUAAUGAUGUCUCAGACAUUUUAAAAUUACUGGAAUUGCAGGCUGAGGAGAAUCUUGGCAUGGUGAUGAUCUUCACCCUUGUGACAGCUGUUCAGGAAAAGUUAAAUGAAAUAGUAGAUCAGAUAAAAACCAGAAGAGAGGAAGAAAAAAAACAGAAAGAAAAGGAAGCAGAAGAAGCAGAAAAGAAACUGUUCCAUGGAACUCCUGUUACAAUUGAAAAUUUCUUGAGUUGGAAGGCCAAGUUUGAUGUGGAACUCCUGGAAAUUAAAAAGAAAAGGAUGAAAGAAGAAGAACAAGCAGGGAAAAAUAAGCUAAGUGGGAAACAGUUAUUUGAAACAGAUCAUAAUCUUGACACAUCUGAUAUCCAGUUCCUGGAGGACGCUGGGAACAGUGUGGAGGUGGAUGAGUCCUUGUUCCAGGACAUGGAGGACUUGGAGCUGGAGGAUGGUGAGGAUGACCCUGACUACAAUCCUGCUGCCCCAGGGAGCGACUCAGACUGACGCACUGUCCCUGUCUCCAGAGAGGCGUGGCCGCCACAGCAUCUGUGGCGAUGCUUAGAGGGUUUACAUCUUCCUUUUUUUUUUUUUUUCUAAGAAAAGACAUAUUAUUCAGGAGAAUAUUCUUCUGAUAGCUUUCAUCAUUGAACUUAAUAAACUGCCCAUAAAAUUUCAAAUAUAAAAUGUUUACUUCCUCUUACUGAUGAAGUUUAGAUAUUUUAAAUCAUUUAGUGUUGAAGAGAAGUCCUCCCUGUAUCACUUAUGUAGGCUUCUGCUGUAAAUUCGUGGGUUUACAAAUGAGGAAUUGGCAUAAUUCAGGAUUUCCAUGUGGGAGUUGGUGGUUAUUUUGGAUUCCAAGUGUCUUAUAAGACGUCUCGAGUGAAUAGAACAGUAACCUGGUCUCCAGGCGCAUGGCACAAUAAUUGAGUCUUAACAAAGUUAGAAGCUCAAAUAUUAUGUGUGGAGGAAUAAAAUGGACUUUAUUACAGUGGUGGCAGCAUUUGAGUCACACUUUGAAGGUUUUGAGGAAUACGCUCUUGAGCCCUUCCCUAGUUAGAGCCACAAACGGCAGGUCCCAACCUGAUUUAAAACAGUUCAGACUGAUUACAGCAGGUCUGGAGGUUUUCUAACAUACAUUUCUGAUUGAGCCUCUGACCUGUUGGUUUGUCUUACCUGGUUAGGGUUUCCUGCCAGUUAACUAGUCCCAAGGGUCUGUUGGGACUGUUCAUUAUUCGAAGAGAGAUAUGUCCUUAUACAUGCAUAUGGGAUGCUGUCUUCAUAUUAAAUUGAAAUGGUUGGUUGGGGCAUCAGGUAGGAGAGCCAAGCUUUCUGCAAAUUGUCUACUCAUUAUGGUUUUAGACAAUUAAGACCUGACUGAAAAUCACUUGUGCUAUUUCAAGUACCCAUCUUCCAUUAAAAAUAUGUCUUUGUUACAUAUCCACAAAUGCAGUGUCAACCUCGCAGUUAUUUUUGGAGUGAGACUUAUGAUUAAAAUCAAAGUAUUUAAAACUAUCAUGCUGAGUGGUGAUGUUCUCCUUUAAUCCCAGAACUUGGGAGUCAGAGGCAGGAGGAUCUCUAUCUUGGAAACCAGCUUGGUCUACAGAGCGAGUGAGUUCCAGGAUAGCCAGGGCUACACAGAGAUACCCUGUCUCAAAAAACAAAGACAAAACCACCAAAAAGAAAUAAACUGUCAUGGAAUUUAGUACUUUUUGAAGAUAUAUUUUGCUUGGUUUUGAUGCCAGGUGGCCCCACCAACUUCCAUCAUUUCUGUGUAGAGAGAGCCAAAAGUUUUUGUUAUAUUUUAUCUUUUUUUUAAAAAAGAGACUUAGAAGCUGAUUAGUAGAUAUGUAAGAACCUGGAGAAGCUGUUCAAUUAGGGUUAACAAAGCAGUGAGAAACAAUCUGCAAAGGUCAGAUCCCUGACCUAGACGUGCCAAGGAGUCUCUUCAGAUGUUUUGAAGUGGUUUUCACCUUAGUCAUACCAGACUGUAGGGAAAGCAAAUGAUAAGAAGACAACCUGGCUCAUUCUAGUGACACUUCAAGAUUUCAUGAGAAUAUAAAUCACAGUUGGAUUUAUAUUCUGGGAAUGAACCCACAAUUCCACUUGUGCAACAAACAGACUGACCAGUGGCGUUGGAAGUAAUUUGUGAUCACUUGGUGUGGGAAAACUUCUGUCCCCCCCCCCCCGCCCCAUCUACUUGUGCCAAGUGAUAUCAAAAUAUUAGUAGAAUAAAAAAGCAAGUACAUUCUGGGUUCUUGUGGCACAGAGGAGCCCUGGGUAGGGAAUGUGUGAAUUACGGGAAGAUUGAGAUUCUCAUAAGAGGUCAAGUCAGUUUUCUCUUUAUACCAAAAUCAUUGAAUAAAAUCCUCAUCCUGAGUCCUCAUUCCUUUGUGCUCUUUUGACAGCAGGAAUCCUUAUUGACAAGCUGAGGAAGUGCUGAUCGAAGGAAGUACAUAAAGGCUUAAUUGAAUUUGUUAGUUGAGCUCAAAGUAAAUGGAAGGGUCCGUGUCAUCUCAUUGAGAAGAAGAGUUCAUUAUCCUUCACAAACUGUACAAAUAUAUGUGUCAAGCAGCCAAAGAUGAGCUCUUAAAUUCCAGAAGAUGCACGAAGACUGUUAGUAUGUGCUACCCGUUGUUGGUGCUAUAAGCUGCAGGUGGAAGGGGGAGGAGCUACCUGACAUCACAUCAUGUGUUUGUCAUUACAUAGGUACUCUGUGUCAGGUAGGAAAGCAAGGCAGCAGUCCUGUCAUGACGAUCGCACACUUACGCUGAGUAACUGGGAAGGGGCUGUCGGCUGGGGGUGAAGCCUCUCCAGAGUGACACAUGCAGUGUGUGUUCAGGUGGGUGGUGUAGCUCGUCCUGCAGUGUGUGUACAGCCAGGAGGCACUAGCUUCUUCGGGAUGUGUACAGGAGGGUGGUAUUAGUCACUGUCAGAGCAGCAGACACGGGUGCUGCCAAGGAGAUAGUGAGUGGUCAUGCUACUGUUCAGGUGAAAGUUCAAGUGACCUAUUUGUCAACUUAGUUGUAUCAAAAAAUGGCUAAUGGCAUUGUUUUGUUAAGACACAUUCAUCAAAGGACUUUUUUUUUUAUCAUCAAAGAAAAAUGGCCUACGCUGAUUUUCCUUUUAUAUCUAGAACUUAUUUUGCAUUCUCCUAUGAGAAUGACUGAUCUGCCACCCAAUUCUCGUCCUUGAUCCAACCUGUGGUAAUUGCAUUGACACUAUAGAUCUGCAGUUUAAAACACACUGAUUUGGUUUCCAGUUGUUUACUGGGAACAAUCACUUAAAAGUUCCAUUCAGUACACUGAUAACGCUGGGCAGCUGCUGUGUGCCAUUUGUCUUUUGUGUUAAUUCUUUUUUUCCUGUUCUCCAUGAAGAGACAUAUGCAGCUCAGUCUGAAGUUUUACUUUGUGAUUAGAACCUUAUGCACUUUCAGCCAGCACAACAAAUGUGUUUAAUAAUGUACGAAAUUUUCAGUUGGUGCCCAGUACAGGCCAACAUAGUGGCACAGUCCAUAGUCCUGAAUUAUAAUUUUAUUUAUUUAUUUAUUUUUAAUUUUAUUUUUUUUACUUUUUAAAUAUUAAUUACAGUUUAUUAACUUUGUAUCCCAGCUGUAGCCUGCUCCCUCAUUCCCUCCCAAUCCUACCCUCCCUCCCUCAUCUCCCUGCCCCGUUCCAAGUCCACACAUAGGGGAGAUCUCCUCCCCUUCCAUCUGACCCUAGCUUAUCAGGUCUGAAUUAUAAUUUUAAAUUGUGUCGUUUUUUCCUUAAGUGUGUAAUCUGGGUAAAUAUUUCAGGAAAACUGAACCAGAGGUGAAGAAAGUACACAGAAAAGGAGGUAGAGAGAAUAAGAGAGGCAGACUGACAAAUAAUGUUGGAAAAGCAUGGCCUUGCGAAGAUAGCAAGUUAGGAGAAGGAGGUAGUGGUUUCUAGAGAAGGCAGACAGAACUGGGUAGGGGUGUUACUGGACAUUUCUUGUGUUACUGUUCUUGGUGUUGUCUCAUUGCACAAAGAUGGAGAGCAUUUGCCUUGGAAAGGCUCUAUGGUGAGCAUCAGGCUUUUGACUCUCAGACAACCAAUAGCACACAGUGGGAUCCACUGCAGUCAGAAAUUUUAUGUUGUUUGUUUGUUUGUUUGUUUUUUAAUUUGAAAAAGGUUAAGGGAUAAGCUGGGCAGUGUUGACACUCAGGAGGCAGAAGCAGGUGGAUCUCUGUGAGUUCGAGGCCAGCCUGAUCUACAGAGCAAGUUCCAGGCUAGCCAGAGUUACAUAGAGAAAACCUGUCCUGGGAGGAGGAUUGGAGAAGGUUAAGGUUAAAUACUGUACAAAAAGAAGAGCUUCAAAACUACUUCAUGAUAUACCAGUACACUGAAACUCUAGACUUAAAGGCAACAGCAGAAUCAGUGACUGGAAAAUGGGAAGUAGCUGGAUGGUUUUUGUAUUUCAGUCAAAGUCACUUGUUAUCAACUAAUUUUAUGGAUUGCAAGGCUCUGAACAUUUGUUUUUGGGAAGGUUGGGGCUUUAAUCUUUCUGUCAUUGGUUCUUGAUUGAUAAUGAGCCUGCGCCUUGAACAUAGUCUUGAAACUAAGCACAAAGGGCAAACAAGAUAGUGAAGAUUUGAUUCUUAAUGUCUUAACUCACCAGUGCUGUCUGACUCAUUUCUUCACAUAAAUAUACAUGAUUCAGUUGUGAAGACUGGGAGAUUUUAUAGUGAGUAAAAGACUUUGCCUCACAAGUAUGAAGACUGAGUUGGAUCCCCAGAACCCUGGUAAAGCCAGACAUGGUAGUACAUGUAUCCCCGGCGUUUCUGUAGAGAGAUGGGAGGUAGAGAAAGGAGAAUAUGAAGCUUGUAGGCCAGUUAGCCUGAUGUGUGUAGUCUGAACAGGACUGUCAUGGUAGAAGGUGAUAGCUAACAUCUGUCUGACUCCCUGACUGUCCUCUGACUCCCAUACAUGUGCUGUGGCAUGCACAUGCCCUGUCAGCAUACACAUAUGUAUUCAUACACGCUCUACACAUGCAAAGGUUUUGGUUUUUUUUUUUUUUUUUUUUUUUUUUUUUGUCUGGUUUUGUUUUUUGAAACAGGGUUCUGUGUGUAGUCCUGGCUGUCCUGGAAUUUGCUCUGUAGACCAGGCUGGCCUUGAACUCAGAGAUCUGCCCACCUCUACCUCCUGACUGCUGGGAUUAAAGUUGUGUCCACUACCACCUAGCUUUGCAAGUGUUUUUAAAAAGAAGAUAUAUGGUUGUCUUAAAUGAUGAAAAGUGGUGAGAACUGGACUAACAACUGUGGAGUGUGAUAAAGUCAUUGAAUGUGUGAUCCUUAGCUUCCUCCUCUGUAAAGGAGAGAUAAUGAAUAAUUCAUUUUUCAGAAAAUAAAAUUGAAGGCUGUAAAAGAA